This is a messenger RNA of Triplophysa dalaica, 1055 nucleotides long. It is a transcript of the gene tnnc2.1, whose product is annotated as troponin C2, fast skeletal type, tandem duplicate 1. Bases 143 to 628 code for a protein of 161 amino acids. The record is from RefSeq and is a predicted model, not a curated record. Gene Ontology annotation, cellular component: myosin II complex. The transcript has 6 exons. Gene Ontology annotation, molecular function: calcium ion binding. Lineage: Eukaryota; Metazoa; Chordata; Actinopteri; Cypriniformes; Nemacheilidae.
UGAGGUCUUAUUAGAGGAGUCUGGAGCCGUUUGGGUACCUGGAGCACUUUGGAGGUCUUUGGUGCACAGAAGAUCAUUUUAUUUUUUGGAAGACCACAUAUUACUUGUGUUUUUAAACAGGUCUCACUAACCAGCUGUCAGUAUGCCCACUGAUGCCCAAGCCGACGCCCGCUCUUUUCUGAGCGAAGAAAUGAUUUCUGAGUUCAAGGCUGCCUUCGACAUGUUCGACACGGACGGCGGCGGUGAUAUCAGCACCAAAGAGUUGGGUACCGUGAUGAGGAUGUUGGGUCAGAAUCCAUCCAGAGAAGAGUUAGAUGCCAUCAUUGAAGAAGUUGAUGAAGAUGGCAGUGGCACUAUCGACUUUGAGGAGUUCUUGGUCAUGAUGGUACAUCAGCUAAAAGAAGACCAGGCUGGGAAGUCUGAAGAAGAGCUAUCUGAAUGCUUCCGCAUCUUUGACAAGAACCAAGAUGGUUUCAUUGAUCGUGAGGAGUUUGGAGAUAUUGUGCACGCCACUGGAGAGACAUUAACAGAAGAAGAAAUUGAUGAACUCAUGGCAGAUUCAGACACAAAUAAAGAUGGAAAGAUCGAUUUUGAUGAGUUUCUGAAAAUGAUGGAGAAUGUCCAAUAAAAUCAAUAUAACAUUCCGUCCCCUCCCAACCCAAAUGAUGUACCAGGAUAAGCCAUUCUGCAAUCUUUAAAGGAAAACAUGCUCAAGGAAAUUCAGUCCCCGGGUUUUAAUUGUUAACAGAACAAUGGAGUGGCAUUUGCUUUGAGAGUGAAGAUGGCGGAUCAGUACUGUCUUCUUGGAAAUGUCUCUCAAGGACUGGGUUGUGAAGGUGUCUAUAAAUAACCAUCCAGACCUUUUAGGAGACAACCUCCUACCCACCUAAAUCAUAAGCCGCCAGCUGUCUCAUUACACCAACUUCUUCCCAAGACCCCCUUCCAUUUUCUUCUGUAAUAAAAUGUGUUUCAAAGAAACCUUAGAACGUUUUGUUGUCAUGGCAAUAAGGAACCUCGGGUUAAAAUUGUCACACAAAUAGAAACACAUUACUUGU